Molecule: messenger RNA, 4480 nt
Organism: Ostrinia furnacalis (Asian corn borer)
Lineage: Eukaryota; Metazoa; Arthropoda; Insecta; Lepidoptera; Crambidae
Gene: Akap200
Product: A kinase anchor protein 200
Exons: 7
Coding region: 152-2338 (728 amino acids)
Source: RefSeq, a predicted model, not a curated record
CAAUUUUGAAUUUGUUUGAGGUGGGGAUUGUAUGAGCCUGCCGCCAUAUUGUGUCGGGCUGUGAGUGCAUGAAGUGAAAAUUUCACAUUUUACAGUGUAAAUUCUUUGUCAAUUUAUUUCGGAUUGAAACUCCUAAAGGUAGUCAACAAACAUGGGUGCUAAGCAGAGCAAGCGCUCAGUCGAUAUAAGCGGCAAGGAGUCGGAAGGAGCCGGCGAAGUUGCAGCGGCAGGCGCGGGGGGCGAAGGCCGAGUCGAGGCACUCGGCGAUGCAGAUGCGCUCAAACCCCAGCUGAAUGGCGACGCACAUAUUCACGAACAGACAGACAAAGAGAAACAACUCGAUAGUGGCACACCUGAAAAUGAAAAGGACGCGACCACUGAGAAGGAAGGAAAGCAGGAAGACUCCGACAAGGAGAAGGCCGAGACUCCCGUGACGAAUGGCGACGGCGAGGAACAGAAAACGGAGAAUGGAGACACCACACCCACUCCUGAAGAUGCGAAAAAACCCAAAAAAGAGAAGGUGAAGAAGAAAUGGUCGCUGAGGUCGAUCAGUUUCAGCAGAAAGGACAAACCCAAGCAAGAAAAGAAGCAAAAAGAAGAGGAACCGAAAACAAAUGGUGAACCUGAAAAAGUACCUGAGGAGACGGCUGAAGUAGUCCCUGAACCGGUAGCAACCGAAGUUCCAGAGGUGAAAUCUGAAGUCGAAGCUAAGGAUGAGAAAACUCCCGAAACUCCCGUCACUGAACCUAUCACAAAUGGAAGCAACACACCCGAGUCACCGAAAGAAGAAAUACCAAUGGCUGAAGAAUCAGCUCCUGUCGCGAGCCCCGAAUCCGACAAAACUGAGGAAGCACCCAAACCUGAAGCGGAGCCAGAACAGCUGCCCGUCAAUGGGCUGUCUCUAGAAGAGAAAACUGAAGCGCCUGAGGUUCCAAAGGUCGAAGAAAGUCAACCUGAUGAAUCUCCUGCUGAAUCUACUGAAACCGCUCCUGCUGUUGAAAUUCCUGUCCAAAAAGAGGUUUGUGUUGAACAAAUGCCUUUGAUAGAGCCCACGCCUCCACCACUCCCCGCAAACCCUCCUCCCUCUUCAGUGGCGUCUUUUGCAGCCACCACUAUGGCACCAGACUUGACAGACGCUUCGCUAGCUAACACCACUGAAACCGCAAAUUCUACACCACCCGCAGUCCUAGAUACUAAAACAGACACGUCUAAUGAAAAUACCACUGAAACCCAAGCUGAUCUAACUAAUUCCGAAAAUAGCUCUGAAGUUCCCUCAUCAUUACAAAAUACGGUUGAACAAGCUGAGGAAACAGCAAAGCAAGCCGAUACCCUACCUAGCGAGACGGCUGAUAAAGUAGAAGUUAUUACCAGUUCUCCUGUUGAUGAGAAGGAAUCUUCAUCUUUAAACACGAAUAAUGAAUGUGAUGUUGUUCUCAAGGAGCAAACCCUACCUAGCGAGACAGCUGAUAAAGUAGAAGAAGCUAUUACCAGUUCUCCUGUUGAUGAGAAGGAAUCAUCAUCUUUAAACACGAAUAAUGAAUGUGAUGUUCUUAAGGAUCAAACGGAUAAUGCUUCUAACGUAAUGGAAGAUCUAGAAAAUAAUGUCGUCAAUGAUUCCGACAAACCAGAAGAUGUUUGCAAAAUCACACCAAACCAGGUGGCAUCGGAGGAUACUGCUGAAGAGAGUGAAGUUCAAGAUAAUGCGGAAUCGCCCGUCGAGCCCGUGUCCGAAUCUCCCGUAAUCGCUACACCUGUGCCGGAAUCGGUAACAGAAUCGCCAACCACCGAAGACUUGCCGCCUCCUCCUCCGAUGGAUGACGUUAUCGAUGUAGUAAAAACAGAAGUCUCAGUGGAACAAAUCGAAACUUCCGAGCAAGAAGUGACGCACCAACCGAAAGAGAUCGUAGUCAACAGCAAUUACUCGAACGACGUCACCGAAACGAACCAUUUAAUCGACGACGAAACACUCAACGGCAACGAGGAGACGGAACACGAAAACCUAAAGAACAAAAUAAAAGAUUCUCUCGGCAACGUGAUCGAGAGCAUCGAGUGCAACGGCAAUACCGAUGAGGCGGCCACCGAGACCGCGGCCCCGGCGAAGAGCUCGCCCGAGGAGUCGCUGCCGCCGUCGCCGUCGGAGGGGGAGGCGGGGGCGGAGGCGUCGGACUCGUUCCCGGCGCCGCCCUCCGACGCCACGCCGCCCGCCUCGCCGCCCGAGCCCGACUGCGCACAGGAAUCGCUGCCAAUGUCAGACAAAAUCGCUGAGUUGAUCCCGGAAGUUCCUGUCGUGCCCGAGCUAAAAGCUGAAACGGAGUCGGCGGUGGUGGCGGCGCAGUAGGCGGCGGCGGCGGCACGCGGUGUCUUUGAAAAUGAGCCUUUAAUUUAUUUCUGUUUAGUACUACGGUGUGAUAUCGAACCUAGUUCGAUUGCUAAUUUUACAUUGUCAAAGAUGUGGAUUUCGGUUCCAAAUGUGACUCCAUAUAGAAGAUUGUAGUAUAAGUUUAGCGUGCUUUUGCUUUUGUAAAAUUAAGAUUUUAUACAUUUUUAUUCGCUAGGAUCGAGUUUUUUUAUAAUUAUAUACAGUAAAAGUUAUAUAGACAGUAUACGGUGCGAUAAGUUGGUGCCAUUAUUACAGGGGUUAGUUUGUCGUCGCAUGUUGUUCGCUCUUAAAUUACGAAUUGUUCAUUUCGAAAUAUGUUAUUAAUUGUUCAGCGAUUGAUAAUUUAUUUUCAAAAUGUGGCGUAGCAAUAUCUCCCCUUAGGAUAUUUUAGAAUAUAUUGGGUUCAUUAUAUUUAUCACAAACUUGAAAAUUCGACAUCUCAGUUAGUUAUUAUGCGUUUCGGGCAAAGUCCGUAUCAGGGUUGAGUUGAAAAGCAAAUAACGUGACAGUACAUACAGUAUUGACAGUUUCCGCUAGUUGUAAGUCAAGGUAAAAGACAAAGCAAUACGUAUGUUCAUUGAAUGUUUUCAAUGCGUACUGUUCACUGAGAUAUCAAACCCUGCGAUUUCGUAGUUCUUUUUUAAAUGUCUAAUUAUGCUGUAUGAAAUGGCACCGCAAUAUGUCGAUGCACACCAAGUGCAGCCCUUCUAAUUAUGCGAAUAUCUUUAAAACCUUAUUAAUAUUAUGAGCCCAGAAAUUGAUUGAUGGAUGUUUUAAAGAGCUGGCCACGCGAGGCGGCUGUUGUAAAUAAUUGCACAAGCUAUGUGCAUGGAGACUAUGAUUCAUACGCCCACCCGGGAGAUGUUAGGCUUUUUGGUUGGAAAAGCUGAUAACAUGAGUUUAUAUUUUCACUAGUAUUGAAUACCACUGGACGAUGAUACUCGUAUCAUCGGCUUUAAGUAGUUCAAGGACUUAUUAUAAUGUAUAUAUGAAUAAUUGAGUAUUUUCUGUUACUUUUAUGUCAAAUAUUUGAUAUUAAAUUUGUAUUCUGUAAAUUGUUAAAAUGAAGAAAAACAUCAAUUUAAUUUUAUCUCAUUGUGUUAAUUAAUUUUUCUUUUGCAGUUUUACGGAUUUAAUUUUAUUCAUUUCUUAUGAAUAUUGAUAAGUUGUAUAAAUUAAGAUUUUUAUUAAUUGGCUCUCUCUAUGAACUCAUGUAAUUUAAAUUAGCUGUUGGUAAGGGAUUUUACGUGAGACAUGUAAGGUUUGAAUCUAACGAAAAUCUCCAAGUAAGUCAUCGUGUCAAUUUGGCGACGGAUGAGAUGACAUUAUAAAGUAACUAUUGGAUAGAAAUUUUCUUACAAUUUUGGACUAUAUCAGUGGCCAAGUUUUUUGAAUAAUUAUUGAUAUACAAUUUUUAUGCAUAUACAGACAUAAUUAUAUUGUAACAUUUAGAUUUUGUAGCAUGUGUAACAAGUUAGUAAGGCAGCUAAGUACCUACAGCUGCUAAUUAGUAUAUCGGACUCCACCUCAUACAUACGAUUAGAUGAUUCAUAAGGUUUGAUAAUACUAUACAUUAAUGUGUAUUUUUUGUGUCCAGAAAUUAUGUGAGUUUCAUAAUCAUUUUUGUAAUUUUAUACAUUUUUUAAGAAAUUUGAAGUGGCACAUCUGCAUGACUGGGGAAAAUAAUGUUUAGCAGUAAAAUGAGUGAGACAUUCCAUAUCAAAUGCUGAAGAACAUGUACAUUAAUCCAAUGUUUGCUAGUAGCCGUUUCUCAGCGCCUGAUAGUUGGACUUAGCUUUAGUAAUUUAAUGAAUUAUAACUUUAUUUAAAUAAAUCUGAUGUGUGUAAUAAAACAUGAGUGUUUUCCUCAUGCUAACAUGUAUUAAGUAAUAUCAUUUUUAAUUUAUGUUUAAUGAAUUAAUGUCCAAGCAUUAUGAUUCCUCGGUAGCUCCAGCAUUCUGUAUUAUUUGUUUGUGAUGUCCUCCUUAGGUAUCUGAGAUGAUUGUGUAAACAUAAUUUUGCUCACUAUAGCUAUUUAAAAUUGUAUAUGAUAAAAUAUAUGUUAUUCCAAUUUUAUUAAACUUGAUGUUGAUGUGUGAA